GACGUCAUUGUAGGUGUGUGAAAUUUUCUGUGCAGUGAAGAGUUUAUUGAUUCCAAAAGUAGUGUUAAAAAAGAUGUUUCCACCUAAAUAAUACAAUUCUUUCCACUCUGCAAUUCCUCUAGAAACCAUUUCCGGUCAAGCUAUAUUUCUGCAUUUUCCUCGCGAUUCCAGUGAAUCAUAAGAAGUUGCAAUGGAAAUGUCGCACAGUUUAACUCUCAACGAGGAAGCCCUCAAUCAAAUUCCCGAACAAAAGCGUCCGUUGUUCGUGUUUGAGUGGCUCCGCUUCCUGGACAAAGUUCUGGUGGCUGCCCAGAAGAAUGAUAUAAAAGAGUGUCAAAACAAACUUGUGGAGCAGCUUCUGACCCAUAUUCAGAGCUCUCCUGGCCCACCGACCAGGAAACUCAUCGCACAAUGUCUGGCCACGCUCUUCUCUGUCGGAGACACAUUUCUCCUGUUUGAUACUGUGAACAAGUGCAACGAUAUUCUAAAGAAUAGGGACGACUCACCGAGUUUCCUUCCAACGAGACUGGCUGCAAUAACUUGUGUUGGAAGCAUGUACGAGAAGCUGGGACGAAUGAUGGGGAGAUCAUACGAAGAGACUGUUCAAAUCCUGAUUAGAUCGCUUAAGAAUGCAGAGUCACAAACGCGAAUUGAGAUAAUGGUGACAUUGGAGAAGGUGUGCGCAGGAAUGGGAACUGCAAUCUCUAAUGUUCACAAGGAUAUCUACAAGGCGACGAGACAUUGCUUGACUGAUCGAGUGAUGGCUGUUCGCGUGGCGGCGGCAAAGUGUCUCAUUGAAAUGGUGAAGCACACACCUUUCCUCUACACCACUGAACUGGAGAGUUUGGCCACACUUUGCUUCCGCGGCUUCGAGGGCAGUAACUACGAAGUGCGAUGUUCAAUUGCGAAACUCCUGGGCAUUCUUAUAGCAAUGACGCAACAAGCUGACAAAACAGUGGCGAAUCUCAACACUGCGAAAGUCGUGCGCUCGAUAUCACUGGACGAGGCUUUGGGUGUUCUAAUGUCUGGCUUUCUGCGUGGAGGCGUUUCCUUCCUCAAAGGCACUGGCGAGAUGAUAAAGGGCACAACGGCGGUUAAUCGCGAAGUGCGAGUCGGAGUCACGCAUGCCUAUGUUGUUUUGGUACAACAAAUGGGUAGCGUUUGGCUGGAGAGGAAUUUACAGAAGUUCCUCACACACAUUCUCGAUCUGGUGGCAAAUCCCAAGGCGGCGUCAUCGCACGUCGAUGCUGUAUAUUCACGCAAGUGUAUCAACUUCAUCUUGCGGUCUGUUGUGGGCAAAAUGAUUGGCGAGAAGGUGCAAAUGUCCACGUGCAAGGAGCUCGUGCAGAUUGUGGCGAAGCAAAUGAACACCAUUGACUUCAAUCCGGAGAAUGCGAAGGAUUCCAAUCAGGAAACACUGUUCAGUCAACAUUUGCUGGUCUGUGCUCUGCAAGAGCUGGGCAGUUUAGUUUUGAUUCUGGGAACAACAGCGCAAAACCUACUGAACGAUCAGCACCUGAAUUUUGUGGACGCCACUUGCGCUGUGCUUAUUCACCCUUGUCUGGCUGCUCGACUGGCGGCCGCGUGGUGUUUGAGAUGCAUCUGUGUGGCCGUGCCUAGUCAAAUAACGCCACUCAUCGAUCGCUUCAUUGACGCAAUGGAGAACAUGAGAUCGUCUCCUGAGGCAAUUUCGGGCUACAGCAGUGCUCUGGCCGCCGUUCUGGGCAGCGUGCGCUUUUCUCCGCUGGGAAUUCCUCACACGAAGGGAAAAGUCGUCUUCAACACCGCCGAAGAGCUAUUGAGGACCGCCAGUCAGAAUAGUCGCUUGUCGCUGGCCAGGACUCAAGCUGGGUGGCUGUUGAUUGGAGCCAUUAUGACGCUGGGAGCACCUGUGGUAAAGGGCGUGCUGCCCAGAGUGCGUCUUCUGUGGCGGAAUUCCUUCCCGAAAUCUGAGAAUGAAUUGGAGAGUGAGAAGGCACGAGGCGACGCUUUCACGUGGCAAGUGACUCUCGAAGGUCGAGCUGGAGCUCUGUCAGUCAUGCACAGCUUCCUACUGCACUGUCCUGAACUCCUCAUGACUGACGACAACACACGAAGACUCCACACUUCCAUUAAGAAUGCUGUAGAAAUGUUGGUCAACAUUUCUUCCGUGUUGAAAACUUAUGGCCAACAAUUGAAGGCGCCCGCGGCGAUCGUUCGUCUGCGUCUCUACGAAACACUUACGCUCCUGCCGGCGAAUGCCUUGGAGUCUUCCUACACGCAUCUGCUGAGAAUGCUGGUGGCAGAGUUUACACUGGCCGAAAAUCCAGCCAAUACCACAACUUCACUCCUCAAGGCACUGUGCCACGCUGACGACUCCAUCAUCCUCGGUUCGUGGCUGCAAGACACAGAUCACCACACAAUUGAGGAUCAGCUGGAAGCCAACAGCGCUGCGGGAUCUGGAGCUCUGGAGCACGAUCCUUGCUCUCUCUAUCGCCCUCUGCCGAAGACAGAAUUUUGUCCUGGACCUCUGCCGCUCGGCGUGACGGUAAUUGACACGUCGGUCACUCUCUUCGGCCUCAUCUUCCCCAAAGUGGCCAACAAGCAUCGAUUGCAGAUGCUGGAUCACUUCGCUGAGUGUAUAAAGCACGCAAAGACAACACGACAAGAGGCUGUGCAGAUGAACAUUUUCACUGCUUUGUUGAGCGGACUGAAAGGAUUGACAGAGACAAAGUGCAACAUUGGCCAGGAGGAUGUGAAGAAGAGUGCAACAAAUCUGAUCAUAGCGUCUCUUGUCAGCACAAAUUCUGUGCUGAGAUGCGCCGCUGGUGAGGCGCUGGGACGCAUCGCUCAGGUCGUUGGCGACUCGAGAUUCACGGCAGAAUUGGCGCAGACUAGCUUCGAUAGACUGAAGUCAGCUAGAGAUGUCGUGACUCGCACAGGACACUCGCUGGCUCUGGGCUGUCUGCACAGAUACGUUGGUGGAAUGGGAUCUUCGCAGCACCUCAACACGAGUGUGUCCAUCUUAUUGGCACUGGCACAGGACGGAAGCUCACCUGUGGUGCAAGUAUGGUCUCUUUACGCACUGUCACUGAUCGCAGACUCUGGCGGGCCCAUGUUCCGAGGCUAUGUUGAACCAUCGUUGUCGCUGUGCCUGAAACUCCUUCUCAGUGUUCCACAGACUCACAUGGAUGUCCAUCAGUGCAUCGGACGCGUUCUCAGUGCACUUAUCACAACAAUAGGCCCCGAAUUGCAGGGCAAUGCAGCGUCAAUCUGUGCUGCCAGAUCAUCCUUCUUGUGUGCCUGCGCAAUUAUGCAUGCUCACAGCGAUCCUUUUGUGCAGGCCGAGGCCACAGAAUGCCUUCAGCAGUUGCAUCUCUUCGCGCCUCGCCAUGUGAAUCUCUCCAAUCUUGUUCCGACUCUCUGUCGGACGCUGUCAAGUGAUUAUCUGAUGCUAAGGAAGGCUGCAGUGUCGUGUCUGCGGCAAUUGACUCAAAGAGAGGCGAAAGAAGUGUGUGAUCACGCCCUGGCAAUUGUUCCCACUGAGGAAGUCGAACAGUCCAUUUCGGAGAAUGGUUUGCCUGGCUAUCUCUUCAGCAUGCUUGACACUGAGACAGAUCCGCAGAUGAUAAAGAACAUUCAUGACACGCUCACUUCGAUGCUCCAGAUGUUGGCGGCGGAUAAUCUCUCCCAAUGGCUGAGUUUGUGCAAGAACGUGCUGACAGUCGCCACGGAUUUCAGUGCUGCUGAUGAGGCGACAGGCAAAGACUCCUCCAAUCUCGCCGACGAGGCUGAUGAUGAGGACGACAUGGAUCAGUAUCAUGCUGAGGACACAACCACGCAUCCCGCUAUUCAACCUCGUUGGCCAACACGCGUCUUCGCGGCUGAGUGCGUGCAGAAGAUAAUAUCCUCGUGUGAGAAUGCACAUGCGGCGCAUUUUGAUCUGCAUCUGGCCAAGGAGAUUCAAUUGACUAAGUCCAAGGGAGAUUAUCUGGUUCUUCACUUGUCCGACCUCAUCAGGAUGGCUUUCAUGGCGGCCACGAGUGAUUCCGAUCAAUUGCGUCUGGCUGGACUGAAGACACUUCAGGAGGUGAUUGACAAAUUCGCAAGAGUGCCUGAGCCAGAAUUUCCUGGGCAUUUGCUAUUGGAGCAGUUCCAAGCACAGGUGGGCGCUGCUCUUCGACCAGCCUUUGCCCAGGAUACUCCGUCUCACGUCACAGCAGCCGCUUGUGAAGUCUGUUCCACUUGGAUUGGCUCAGGCGUGGCGCGCGACAUGAAUGACCUGCGUCGGGUGCAUCAGCUUCUUGUGUCCAGUCUCAGCAAGUUGAGCAGCAAGACAAGCAGCUCUCAGCUGUACAAUGAGAGCAUGGCCACGCUGGAGAAGUUGAGCAUUCUGAAGGCGUGGGCUGAGGUGUACAUCGUGGCGAUGGUGGGAAAUGGAUCGGCACCAGCUAGUGUGCUGCUGAAAAAGCUGUCAAUGUCGCAGAGCUUCGAUCGUGAUGACGAAGCUGGUGAAUUUGGAAACUUUGAGAGCAGUGGAGAGAGUCUGCUGGCUCUAGUGCGGCCGGAAUUGAGUGAUCUUUCGCAUCACUGGUUAGCAGCGUUGAAGGAUCACGCGCUACUCCUUCUUCCCAGUGAAUUCUCCAGUCAAUUGCCUCACGAUGGGGGCGCUUUCUACACGACAGACACUAUGAAUUCUUCCAAGCCGCACUACAUGGCAUCGUGGCCACCGAUUCUGUACGCCGCCUCGCUGUGGCUCAACGCAGAGGGAUUCGCACUGCACAAGGAUACUCAGACGAGUAAUGACAACGUGGCGUCGAGUGAUGAUGGCAGAAAUUCGGACAACAACAACUCUUCAGUGAUCAGCCAUGGAAGCGUGAGUGCGGAUAGAUUUCACAUGAUCUUCGGGAUCUGCAUGGAAGCACUGUGCAGUACGAGAUCGAGUGAGAAGGACGAGAAUGUCAUCUCGUGUCUCCAGUCGCUGAGCACAGUGUUCGACUCUGUGUGGGCUAGAGAACAACUCAUGAAGGUCAAUUCGCUGAAUAUUGAGCUGUGUAAUGUGCUGCACAGAUCCAUCCUCACGCGAGAUUCCAUUGAAGUGCAGCUGCUGUGCAUGGAGAUCCUGAAGCAGACACUUGAGGCGGCCAAAAUGUGGUCAGAGCAGAACGCUGUGACGGAUAACAGCGAAGCUGAGGAGACAGAUGACAAGAUUGUUCCUGGAAAGUCGCACAUUUACGCUGUUCUUGAGGUGUGUUACUGCCUGUUUGUGCGCCAGAUUCCCACGAUGAAUCCCAUGCAAUCUGCCAGAUUAACUGUCGAGCAAAUGCAGAAGCAGUGGGGCAGCACAUCUAAUGGUGUGUACAAGAUCAGUCAAGACAGUGGCAUUCUUAUCUCGGCGGCUAUUCAGUGUCUGGAGUCGCUGACGCAACUCUGCUCUCCGGACGCGGCAUUGUCGAUCCUACCGACAAUUCUCUAUCUCACAACGACCAUCAUUAAGGAGAUCGCCACAAAAUCUAUCAGCGACAGCACAAUCCUGGCCAAUUCCCCAACAAUUCAGGCCACUCUGAAGUGUCUCAAGUCCGUGGCCGUGGACAAGUAUGCCACGCAUGAGGCCACGAGCGAGCAGUGGUGUCAAUUGAUGCAGAGCGCUCUCGAUCGCCUGAUCGAUAUGAUGAAGACGGGCUGCGAGGAGACGAAGCUGGACGAAGUCACAAUGAUGCUCGCCAUCGCGGUGUUUAUACUCAAUCUUCCCGCAAAGUACAUCGCCGUGCCGGGUCUGCAGUAUCCGUGUAUCAAUCACUUCCAUCAGUGUCUGCAGAGUGACCAUCAAGUGGUGCGCGUCAAGUGCAUUCAGACGCUGCGCUCGAUCUUCACCAACGCCGAUCUCACCGUCGGCACGCCCUACAUUCACGCUUUGGCGCCGCGCAUCAUUCAGAACUUGUACGCUGAGAGUGUGAAGAACAUGAAGACUGACACUGAAUUGUCGCUGGUUCUGGAGAGCAUUACAACUGUUGAGGCUCUCAUAAUGCUCGCAGAGCCCAGCAAAAGAGAUCUCUAUCAAGGAAGCCAAAUGCUCGCGAUUCUUGUUCCUGUCCUGAUCAGUUUCCUCUUGGAUCCGUACAAAAUUAGCGUGAGCAGCAAGCAAUGCGUUCAGCUGCAUGAAAACUCUUUGCAGUGGCUGAAGAAAAUAGGCCCAAAGUAUCCACAGGAAUUCAAGAGUCUCAUGUCACAAAAUUCAGGCCUAAGGACACGCCUAGAGACUGCAAUUCGCAACAGCACACAAACGAGUGGAGGCAAUCAGCAGAAGAGCAAGAAUGAUAUUGAAAAUUCAGCAUCAAAGAUGACUGUUCUGCAGAAACCGUCGAUUCAACUGAAAACUGACUUUAGUAACUUUACGUGAAUGCGGAAGGAAAGAAAUGUGAUGUCAAGUUGUGUUUAGU
This is a messenger RNA of Phlebotomus argentipes, 6419 nucleotides long. Its product is annotated as HEAT repeat-containing protein 5B. The record is from RefSeq and is a predicted model, not a curated record. Gene Ontology annotation, biological process: intracellular protein localization; endocytosis; retrograde transport, endosome to Golgi. The coding region runs from base 191 to 6379 and encodes 2062 amino acids. The transcript is spliced from 10 exons. NCBI's taxonomy places the organism in Eukaryota, Metazoa, Arthropoda, Insecta, Diptera, Psychodidae. Gene Ontology annotation, cellular component: membrane; endocytic vesicle; Golgi apparatus.